AUGCCUGCCAGAGGCUCCCCUGGGCUACUGUCACCAGCGCUGCCUCUCACCUCCUCGGUCCUGAUGCUACUCAUGAGCACCUUGUGGCUGGUGGGGGCUGGCCCCAGCCUUGGCCUAGCCCCAGAGCUGCUGCUGGACCCUUGGCAAGUGCACCGGCUGCUGACCCAUGCCCUGGGCCACACGGCCCUACCCGGCCUGCUCCUGAGCCUGCUGCUCCUGCCUACAUUGGGCUGGCAGCAGGAGUGCCACCUGGGCACACUGUGGUUCCUGCAUGCCUCUGCCCUGCUCGCCCUGGGCACCGGGCUAAUGGCCAUGCUGCUGGCAGGCCUCGGGGUGUCCAGUGCAGCCGGUGGCUGCGGAUACAUGCCUGUCCACUUGGCCAUGCUAGAGGGGCAGGGUUGUCACCCUAGACGGCCCCAUGGGGCACUGCCACCAUGGCUGCUGCUCGCCCUGAGACCGCUGCUCAGCUCUGAGCCACCCUUCCUGCAGCUCUUCUGCGGCCUCCUUGCUGGCCUGGCCUAUGUAGCUGGGGCCUUCCGGUGGCUGGAGCUCUCCGAGCGGCAGCUACAGGCACUGCAGGAGGGCGUCUUGUGCCGGGCCCUGGCGGGGUGCUGGCCACUCAGGCUUCUUCCCCCCACAGGCAGCCUGGCUGAGCUGCCUGUCACCCAUCCUGCUGGAGUGAGGCCUCCCAGCCCUGGACCUCCUUACAUGGCCUCCUCUAGCCUCUGGUCCCACCGUGAAGGCUCAGCCCUACUCCCGCCAGGCCUGGGGCCUGCGCAGCCAACCUGGGAAGGCUCCUCAGAGGUGGGCCAGGCCUGGGCUGGGCCCAGCUUCCCUCCAGGGACCCCGCUGUGGGCGGCCCUGGAUGAGCAGAGGCUGCAGGAGGGGAUCCAAGCCUCGCUCCUUGAGGGGCCAGCACAGGGUCCUGAGAGCCCACUAUGGCUGGCCAAGUCCUCUGUUUCCUCUCUGCGGCUGCAGCAGCUGGAGCGCAUGGGCUUCCCCACGGAGCAGGCAGUGGUGGCACUGGCAGCCACAGGCCGCGUGGAGGGCGCCGUGUCACUGCUGGUGGGGGGGCAGGUGGGCGCUGAGGCCCUGGUGACUGAGGGGAGGGGCAGGCCUGCCCACCCCGAGGGCCCUGGGCCCCCCUAGCACAGGCAGGCCCUCAGGUGACUAGAGGC
This is a messenger RNA of Diceros bicornis minor, 1178 nucleotides long. RefSeq names its product rhomboid domain-containing protein 3-like. The transcript is spliced from 4 exons. NCBI's taxonomy places the organism in Eukaryota, Metazoa, Chordata, Mammalia, Perissodactyla, Rhinocerotidae. Bases 1 to 1149 code for a protein of 382 amino acids. Gene Ontology annotation, molecular function: serine-type endopeptidase activity; protein binding. The record is from RefSeq and is a predicted model, not a curated record.